Scophthalmus maximus (turbot) is the source of this 3408-nucleotide messenger RNA. Its product is annotated as transforming growth factor-beta receptor-associated protein 1. Bases 227 to 2746 code for a protein of 839 amino acids. Gene Ontology annotation, biological process: autophagy; intracellular protein transport; endosomal vesicle fusion. Gene Ontology annotation, cellular component: cytoplasm; membrane. The record is from RefSeq and is a predicted model, not a curated record. Lineage: Eukaryota; Metazoa; Chordata; Actinopteri; Pleuronectiformes; Scophthalmidae. The transcript has 11 exons.
CUACACUUCAUUUAUGUGUGGAGGAUUCAAAGAGGAAGGGGGGACAGCAGAGAGGUAGGGAAAUCUUAUUUUAUAUGUCAUUGAAGAAGAGCUGCGGCACUGAUUUAGGCAGAUAUACCUGCUGCAGACUUUUCAAAGUUAAAAGCAUUACUUCCUCUCUGCUUGCUGGUGAGCUAUUACUUGAGCAGAAGUUGACGUGAGUUGAAAAGUCCGAGACAUUUCUGCGAUGGCUUUUAAAGCAUUCGAAAAAAUCCAUAUCUAUGAAAAACAAGGAGCACCAAAAGAAAAGGACAAAUCCACCAUCCAGUGCCUUGAGUGCUUUGAUCGAAAUGUGUAUAUUGGGUCCAAACAUGCAACAGUCCAGCACCUCAUCCUACCAAGCAGCACACAUGGAGACCUGAAUCCUGGCCAGAGCAGAGCCAAGGACGGUAGAUCCAGAAAACUAGGCUCAAGCAACCCAGUCAUCCAACUGAGGGCAGUCCCACUUUUCAACCACCUGCUGGUCCUGUGGGAUCGGAGCGUUACUGCCCUCAACAUGUUCUCCUUAGAGCCGACUCCUGCUUUGAAGAAAAUCCAGCAUGUGUCUUUGUUUGAGGUGUGCGACUCAUUGCUCACAGCUCAGGCCGAAUGUGUGGAGAUGGUGACUUCCUCCAGCCGCAGGAGAGUGAUCCACAUCCACGUGGUGGGAGUGGACAGGUGGGAGGUUGUAAAGGAAGUCCCUCUACCUCAGGAUCCUGUGGCCUUGGCAGUGGAUGGCACCAGUCUGUGUGUGGCUACCUGUGACAGGUAUCUCCUAUGCAAUCUUGAGACCGGGAGCAGCGAGGAGCUUUUUCCUCACAAUCACAACAGGCAGCGUGUCUUUGUCACCUCAGCCGGGCCAGGGGAAUUCCUCCUGAAUGGGCCCGAAUCUUUGGGCAUGUUUGUUAUGAAGACAGGGAUAUGCGAGCGCCCUCCCCUCCAGUGGCCUCUGGAGGUGCUGGCAGCCAGGGUAUGUUUCCCUUACAUCCUAACCCUGCAGCCCCAAGUGCUCUCUGUCUACAGCAUGUUGGAUCAGCAGUGCAAACAGACUGUGAGUCUCCAUGGAGCGACGGGUCUGGUCUCCGCAUCAGAUGGCGCCUUAGUGUUCACAGAGAGAGACAUUUUCAGCCUGCGUCCGGUGCCGGUCGAAGAGCAGAUCCAGGCACUUGUAGGACACGAGAGAGUCGAGGAGGCAUUACUGCUGCUGGAUGGAGUUCAAAGCCAACGUCCACUUGACUCAUACAAGGAGCUGCAGAAGGCCGUCACUUGCCUGGCUGGAUUUGUUCAUUUUUACCAGGAGGGUUUUUCCGAGGCCAGAGAUCUAUUCAUUAAAGGUGAGCUGGACCCCAGAGAAAUCCUCCUCCUCUACCCGGACGUGCGGCCGUGCCUCAGCGAGGACUUUCAGUCCCAGCUCGAUCAAGUGAACAAGGGCAGGGAUCUGCAGGUGCUCUGGCAGGAGGACAGAGACACAUUUCAUCACUACCUGGCCUUCCUGGGAGAUUUUCUCACAGCAAUCAGGGGGACGGAGCAAGAGUGCAAGUGCAGCGCGGAGGUGGACUGCGCCCUCCUGUGGCUGCACGCAGAACUGGGCGACACUGAAAAUCUGCAGCAGCUUGUGACGUUUCCCAAUGGGUGCAGGUUGGAUCACUGUGUUCCUGUUCUGGAGCAACACAACAGAUUUUUUGCACUAGGUUGCCUCUACCAAAGCCAUGGGAAGCAAAUUGAUGCAAUAGAGACUUGGGUGAAGAUUGCAGAUGGCUUCCACAAAGACUCCUCUUGCUCAGAUGUAUAUGGACACAUAGUGUGGACUCUCAGUCAGCUGGAGCACAGAGAUACUGUGUGGAAAUUUGCACAUUGGACUCUGCAAAGAAACCAAGAGAUAGGUGUACAGAUUUUCACCAUGCGUCGACCAGAUGAUCGACUGGAGACACAAGACGUCCUUGUUCCCUUGGAGAAGUAUCCACUGGCAGUGAUUUUGUAUCUUGAGUUCUUAAUCCAUGACUUGAGCAGUGAGGAGGAGAGACAUCACAACCGUCUGGCCUUGGCAUAUGUUACUCAGACGCUGCGAGAGGAAGAGGAAGCAGAUUUGAGGCAGACCAGAGGGAAGUUGCAACAUCUGUUAUGGGAAUCCAAAUUCUAUGACGUCUCCUCUGCGUAUGAGAGCGUCAAGUCAACAACCCUGCACAUGGAGAAAGCCAUUCUGCUCGGUAAGAGCGGGGAACACACGCAGGCUCUGCAGGUGCUGGUUCACCAGGAGCGAGACCUCCAGGCUGCAGAGGCCUACUGCUGCAGGGCUGCCCAGGGCCACGACACUCAGUUCAGGGAGGCCCUGCUGCUCUCCCUGCUCCAAAUCUACCUGGGCUCCGAGGAUCACACCAGCACCGCGGUGGAUCUGCUCAACAACAAUUCCCAGUUCUUCGCAGUGGAGAAUGUCCUCCAGCUCCUGCCCAACUCCUGGUCUGUUCAGCUAAUCUCCCAGUUCUUAGUUAAAUCCGUCAGGUCAACCCUCCACCAGAGGCGGAUGGUGAAGCUGCAGAGGGCGCUGGCCCAGGCGGAGCUCAUGCAGCACAAGGUCACUUGGAUGCAGGCCUCAAAAGCAAAGUUCCGACUGGACAAGGAGCAGAAGUGUAAGGUUUGUCAGAGAGUCCUUGCAGAGCCACAGUUUGCCGGCAACCUGCACGGUGAGCUGAUGCACACCGGCUGCACUGGCUUUUUCUUAGCAUCAUAAAGACACUGAUUGACCAGUCUGUUGCCUGUUUAGGCACAUUAUGUGGUCCUCUGCACCCUUGAGAAUCACAUUAAUUUCCGGAUAAGUGUCUGCUUCCUACCCGAUGAUUUAUCUAGAUUAGACUGUGUCGCCUAGGCAAACUCUACAAGGAUUCAGUUCACGGACCUUGGACCAGACACAUUCCCUAAUUAGAAAAAAAGAAAAAACAUAGUGUAAAUAACUGGUUUCAAAAACGCGAAAGAGCAAGCAUUGCACAUUUUCAGGGCGGCAUGUCUGAGCCUUUUCCUAGAGACACUGUGGACAGCAAUAGCUAUAAAUUGGAUAGUGGAGGACACUCAGGGACAUAUAUUCACUGAUCAGACAGUGGUGUUUUACAUGGAAACCACCUGUGGUCACCCUGAUGACCAGAGGGAUUUUGGCUGUCCUCCACUGCUGUAUAUAUGCAUCCCCACCAUCAUGGUUUCCACUGACUGUGUAUAUUUGUCUGCAUAGAGCUGGAAAUAGAAAGUCAACAUGCUGCACGUAAGAUACUUUUUAUAUUCAGCCUGUGCAUUGAUGUUCAUUUAUGACCAAAAGCAGGUUUAAAAGGUCAAAGAGGUGCAGAGUUUUUAACAAAUGCUGUUAAAUUAAUAAAUCACAUUUUCUUUGUAUGGAACAUGAAA